Messenger RNA from Lolium perenne, 5123 nucleotides. Its product is annotated as probable disease resistance protein RF45. Gene Ontology annotation, molecular function: ADP binding. NCBI's taxonomy places the organism in Eukaryota, Viridiplantae, Streptophyta, Magnoliopsida, Poales, Poaceae. The record is from RefSeq and is a predicted model, not a curated record.
GAGACGUAAGGAAUUAUCAGUCGACUGCUCCCUAGGCAUUCCCAUUAUAAAAUUCCCCCCUUUUUUUGCGGGGACCUUGAAUCUUGCUCGACAAAAUCGCAGGAGCUCUGAACUAAUGUGUGUGGACCUGCCGGCGGCGCCGCGGCGGCUCUGGUUCUGAUCUCCGGAGAUGGACGCGGUGAGGACGCAGGCCGUCCCGGCCUCUGGCGCGCUGCAGGCUUGGUCGGCCCGCGCCGGCGUCUCCGGCGAUGUGGGGAUGCUCAGCGCGGCCCUCGAGGGCGCCAGGCGGGUGCUCGGCGCGGCGGCGGCGGCGGGCGAGCUGCGGAACAAGCCCCUGGAGGGGUUCCUCAAGGAGGUCCGCCGCGAAGUGUUUCGGGCGGACACACUGCUGGACGAGCUGGACUACUACCGCCUCCGGCAGGAGCAAGAGGCGGAGGCUGCCGGUGCCGGCGAGCAGUUUGUGAACAGCCUUAUAAACCAAGUGGAACAUGGAGACUGUGCCCAUGGCAGCAAUUCUGAUCCAUUUCAGCAGAAACACACUAUUGUUGAUCCAUCAGCCUUGGAUUCAUCUAAACUUCAGCUUGUCAUAUACAGUGUCAAUGGAAAUUCUUGUGUGCCAUGGAUGGAACUAGAUAAGAAUGACAUCUCAUAUAGGAUAUCAGAAAGUGUCAAUCAACUCAAUGAGAUGCAACGUGACGCACGCAAGGCACUCAAAAUUGAGGAGCUGGACUUCCUUGCUCUCAGAAUGGGCUCUUCAGACAUGGACUUCAGGGAGACAACUCCUUUUGUUAUUGAACCCAAAAUUUAUGGGAGGGACAAAGAGCAUAAUCAUAUAAUCAACAAACUUAUGUGUAGUGAAACGGAGGAUGAAGAUAUAUCGGUUUUCGCCAUUGUCGGAAACGGCGGUGUUGGCAAAACCACCUUAGCUCGUUUGGUGUAUAAUGAUGCUAUCAUUGCAAGGCAUUUUAUACUACGGUUGUGGAUCUAUGUUUCUGUUAAUUUUGAUGAAGUUACGCUUACACAUGAUUUGUUAGAAUGCUUGUAUGGUGAUAGAUUUGAGGGAAUUGAGGACUUGGACAAACUCCAAAAGUUUGUUGAGGAUAGUGUGAAGUCCAAAAGGUUACUACUUGUUAUGGACGACAUAUGGGGAGACCAUGACACAAGUCGAUGGGACACAUUCCUAGCUCCACUUCGUCACAGUGAAGUCAAGGGAAAUAAGAUUUUGGUAACCACAAGAAAAUUUUCUGUUGUUAGAAUGACAGGUGCAAAGGAUGAAAUUAAACUGGAUGGUCUAACAAAAGAGAAUUUUUGGGCUUUAUUCAAGGAAUGUGCAUUUGGGAACAGGAAAGAUCAACUGAAGCUAGUAUAUAUUGGGCGUCAGAUAGCAGCGAAAUUGAAGGGAUAUCCUUUGGCUGCUAAAACUGUUGGAACACUAUUAAGGAAAAAACUUGAUGUUGAGCAUUGGAGGAAAGUUCUAGACAGCAGUGAAUGGAAAUAUCAAGAAAACGAUGAGGACAUCAUACCAGCAUUGAGGAUUAGCUACAACCAUCUGCCCGUCUGUCUUCAACUGUGCUUCUCAUAUUGUUCAUUGUUCCCUAAGAAUUACCAUUUCAACAGUGAACAAGUGGUGAAUUUAUGGAUUGCACAUGGUUUUGUUUGUCCCAAAGGAAACAAAAGAAUAGAAGAUGUAGGAUACGAGUACUUCAGUGAGCUCGUGGACUGUGGGUUUAUUCAAUAUGAACCAACAAGGCUCACUCACAUCAUGCAUGAUCUAAUUCACGAUCUAGCACAGAUGGUUUCUUCUGAUGAAUGUUUUACUAUAGAUGCUCUAGGAUCUAGAGCAACACCAAAAUUUGUUCGCCAUGUCAGUGUUGUUACAGAGUCAGCGUAUCGUCCAGAAGGAGAUGGCAGCAUGUCUCCUAAUGAACCUUUCAAAAAGGAAUUUGUUGAAGCGAUUGGCUCAUUCCAACCCAAGAAUGUGGGCACAAUUAUGUUGAUUGGUCGAUAUGACUUAAACUUUUCUGAAGCAUUUCGAGACAAAUCCGAUGAGUUCAGAGCCAUUCGUGUAUUAAAACUGGAAUUGAUGUUUGAUGGUUUGAGUUCUUUAAUAUGUAACCUUGCAGCAUUUAUUCAUCUUCGUUAUCUGGAGCUGCGUGCUGCUUACGCAAAUUCAAAUUUGCAGUUGCCAGAGUCCAUAUGUAGAUUGUACCAUCUACAGGUUCUUGAUAUCAAUAUAAAACAUAAUUGGGGAUCUCGUGUGAAGUUACCAAGAGGGUUGAACAAUCUUGUAAACUUGCGUCACUUUCUUGCCUUUGAGAAUUUACAUGCAAAAAUCGCUGCUGUUGGGAAAUUGAAAUUUCUUCAAGAACUCAAGGUCUUCAAAGUAAGGAAGAACAAAGAAUUUAGUAUAGAUCAAUUAAGCACUCUAAUAGAGCUCAGAGGAUCACUGAAAAUAUAUCGUCUUGGAAAUGUUGAGAGCAAAGAGGAGGCUAUGAUGGCUAGGCUUGAGGACAAGGUAUACUUGAGCAAGUUACACUUAUCAUGGGAUAAAUUGCAAGACGAUGCUGCUUCUCACACAGUAGUACUUGAAGGACUUCGACCACCCACAAGCCUCAAAUUUCUCAGAAUUGAUGGACAUAGAGGUGCUGCUCCCAAAUGGUCAACCACAGAUUUUACACUUACAUGCUUGCAAUCUCUUCAUUUGGAGCGUUGCCAGGACUGGGUAGACCUCCCACCUAUUGGAAACUUGCCAUUCCUUAAAGAGUUGCACCUGGUUCGCAUGUUUAAAAUCAAAAAAUUGCUAAUUGGUCCCCUGGAGGUGUUGGAGCUACGUGAGCUGCCUCGAUUGACAGAGUGCACUGUUUUAGAUGAAGAAUACCCAUCUAAAAGUAUACGGGUUCUUGAAAUUGUGUCAUGCUAUCGCUUGAGCAAGCUGCCGUUUUUACAAAAUUCCAUUAACGUUGAGAAUGAGCAACGAUUACCAAAUCUCCACCGAGUUCAGAUACAUGACUGGCUAGAAUCCGAAGACUUACCAGCACUUCCUGUCACCAGAGAAUUAACUGAUUUGGAUAUUUCAAAUGCUGGCUCAGUUCGAACCAUGUCAUUCCGUCUCAAGCAUGCAGUUGGAUCAGAUGGGCUGACCCUAAUGAUUAGUGGCGGUGGCGACCUAAGCAGUUUGGAUGAGAAAGUGUUGGCAUUCAAUAAUCUUACUGCUUUAGAAGAAAUAGAAAUUAGAAGCUGUCCAGAUCUAUCUUAUCUUGCAUGGAAUAGCUUACAGGAGUUGGCAUUCCUAAAAAGGUUGACAUUGUCUUCUUGCCCCAAGGUAUUCUCUUCAUUUGCAACUAGAUACAGGCUGCCACCUUCACUUGAAGAUCUGAACUUGUCAGCGUGUGAUAUUACUGGGAAUCAACUAUCUUGGGUGCUGGCUAAUCUUCCCAAUCUGUCGAGCCUGAAGAUCGCAUACUGUGAUAAGAUAUCCUCACUGGCUGUAGGCUUAUCAUCCAAUGAUAUUGAUAAACUGCCAAAAGGCAUAUGUUGCAUCCCGAUUAACUGUUUGACGAGCAUACAACAGUUGCACAUCUCCUCUGACAUGGCUUUUUUAAGCAGGAAAGGCCUAGCAGAAUUUGUCUCCCUUAAAGAAUUGGUUAUAAAAGGUUGCGCCAAGCUUCUUGCCUCCAUGGUUCUCCAAGCAGGAUUGGAGUCAAAUGAUAGUAUACUUCUUCCCCCUUCAUUGCUAAAUUUAAGGAUUGAUGAUUUGCCCGGAAAGCUGUUGCAGCACUCAAGACUCACCUCCCUUGUUCAGCUAGACUUGGAGCAGAGUCCUAGUUUGACAUCAGUUAACCUGCAUUCCUGCACAGCGUUACAGAAAUUAUCAAUCAAAGAAUGCCAUUCGGUAGCUUCAUGUGAAGGUUUUCAGUCCCUUGCUUGUCUCACCACAAUGAGUGUAAGGUACAGCCCAAGCAUGAUGUAUUUGGGGCUGCAGUCUUGCGUGGGAUUGCGACACCUGCAUGUUGAAGGUUGCAACACAUUGUCUACACUUGAGAGCUUAGUGUGCCUUCCACUACUUGCGGAGUUGCAUCUAAUCAAGAACCAAAAUUUGGUUUCUCUCAAGUUGCAUCCUGAUGCUGCACUGGAGAGCUUGAACAUUAGAGAAUGCUCUACAUUGUCUUCAUGGGAGCACUUGAAGUCCCUUGGACGUCUUAAAAAAUUGGAAAUCCGAUAUGCUCCUGGCUUCGUGUCAGCAUGGAACCGUAUUGCAAAAAAGGCUGAAAUCGCUGGCCAAGAGUUGUGCUUACCCCUUCAGACACUUCAUAUUGAUGGCCCCGGUUUUCUCACAAUGGCCGUGUGUAGGCUCCUAGCUUCUCUUAAGGAGCUACGCAUUGGUAUCACUCAGGAUUUUGAUAAUGUGGACUGCCAGAUUAGGAGAUUCACUGAUGAGCAGCAGGAAGCGCUACCACUUCUGCUCUCACUCCAACGUCUUGAGCUGUUGUCCAUGACGGAUCUUCAGAUGCUGCCCUCAGAGUUGCAUCGGCUUCCCUCUUUGCAGCAUUUGAUUAUAACAAAUUGCGAGAGCAUCAAGUCACUACCACAAAAGGGCCUUCCAGCUUCACUCAAGCUUCUCGAUGCCGCUAAAUGUAGCCCAGAACUAUAUGAAAAAUGCAAACAUGUAAGAGGCCUCCAAUGGUUGUACAUCAAUGGACGUAAGCAAGAAAAGUGCUAGCUUGUUUAUGUGGAGAUUUUCCUAUUUUUUUGAAGAACUCAUGGACUUUUUGUCUAGUGCUGCGCGUACCGAUAAGGAUUCCAAAAGCAGAACACAAUCCUUCGGAAAAUCAGUGGCCUACUGGCUUAACUUUCCAGGGAGAAGCAUCAGUUAUCCUGAAGAUGCGUCGGGUGUUCCGACAGAUUCUACAAUGUAUCUAUCACCAUUCCGACGUUGUGUCCUCGUUUGUCAUCACAGCUAAUAUCAUCUUAAAUAAUUAAUAAUUAAGAAGAUCAGUUCCACUAUCGUAUUUCUCUCAACAUGCAGCUAGGGGUGGAAACGGAUCCGGAUUUGUAUUUGCUUUUUGUAAAACGGAUCCGGAUAUUUACCAUAUCCAUUUCUACAGACGUCUGGAUUCGGAUGA